UUUUCAGUCAGAUUGGGCCUCUUUCUAGGGCUUAUAUAUCUCUGUUAUCAGAUAAUGGUUCGAUCCUCCUCUCUCUCGCUCGCUCUCUCUAGCCGCCUCACUCUUCAACUCUCUCUCUCGCAGCUCUCCUCUCCGAUCAGCUGAUGGCUUGAAGUGCAAGUGCUUGUUUUGGAGGAUGUGAACAUCAGAUGCUAUAAAUUAUUUAUGGUUUUCUUUUAGGGGAUCAUGCAGAUGGGGGCACAAAGUCAAGUGCCUGAACACUAAAUGAUUGUCUAUAUCAUCUGGAUUACAGCAUAGAUCGUGGUCUAAGCUAAGGAAAUACUUGUGUUACAUAUUGCUCCCCUGUUGGAAUUGCUCAAGUUUUAUGCUUCUGUUGGAGCAUGUCCAACAAUAUUGUGUCGCAGCCAUUCCCAGUACCAGGCAAGCAGAUGGAUCCCAUUCCCAACAAGCUAGAAGUGCCAAUACCAAACAUGAGACUGGAUAUGAUAGGUGGUAUGUAUGAUAGUGCUAUGCAGCAAUUUGACAUAUCAAACAAGCAAAUGGGACUGGUGGAACCCAUUUCCGGCAAUGUACCGGCAUUAAAUGGGCCAAGGGGACAUAUGGAGCAGCCGGUAAGCAGCUUUGGUAUGCAGCAGUUUGUGAUGCCAAAUCAGCAGGUAGGUGAUAUGGGAGCCAUGUCAAAUAACCUGGGUGUGCAAUAUAUAUCAUUACCCAGUAAGCGAACAGCCAUGGGAGAACCCAUGUUUAGUAGCCCUAGGGGACAGCGGUCCUUGAUGCCAAACAAGAGUGUGGCCCAAAUGGAGCCCAUGACAGGAAGCCUGGGGUUUCACCAACUAAUUUCAGCAAAUAGAAGAAGUGUACAGGUAAUUUCGCAGUCUGGCAAUCUAGGUUCAGAAUACACACCUGUACCAAAUAAGAAAAUGGCAAGGAAUGAAUCCAUUCCUGGUAGAUCUGGCAAUAAGAAAUUACAGACUCCAAAGAGUAGAACAACACAAAUGGAACCGUCUCCCAAGGGUCGGACUGAGUCAUUUGAAUCUGUAAGGUCAAAGAUGAGGGAAUCAUUAGCUUCUGCCUUUGCUUUGGUUACUCAGAAGCAAGAGAAAGCUUCAAAUGGAGAAGGUAAAGCUGAGAAUGAAGUUGCAAUGCCUCUGCACCAAACACGGCAGGAGUGUCUGGUUGCUGAAUCUGCUUCUGCACCUGCUAAUGCUAUUGACCAUGUAUCUGAAGAUCCUUCUGAGAAUUUAUCCUCAAAAGAAUCUUGUCCUGCAGAUAAAGAUAAUGAUGGACAAAGCACAUUACAGGUACAUUUUACUGAUGGAAGAAUGGAAAAUUCUGCUCACAGUUGGAAUGUUGGACAGGAAGAACAUAAUACUAUCUUGCCCAAUGAAGAUGUUGCCUUUAGUGACAGUUUCUUUGUAAAAGAUGACCUUUUACAGGGAAAUGGACUCGCUUGGGCCUUUGAUGUUGAUGUAGGUCUGGGAGAAACAAAUGAAACUCAAAUUGCCAAAAAGCCAAGGUUGGUAAAUGAGAUGGCAGGUGGAGAAGCGAUAGAGGAAGUGGUAAAAUCUCCUCAAAGCUUGGCUUUUAAAAUUGAAGCAGAACUUUUCAAAUUAUUUGGCGGUGUCAAUAAGAAGUAUAAAGAAAAGGGAAGGUCCCUGUUGUUUAAUUUAAAAGAUCGUAACAAUCCAGAACUACGAGAAAGAGUUAUGUCUGGUGAAAUUUCCCCCGAACGUUUAUGUUCAAUGACUGCAGAAGAACUUGCUUCAAAGGAGCUUUCGGAGUGGCGUAUGGCAAAGGCAGAAGAGAUGGCACAAAUGGUAGUUUUACCUGAUUCAGAUGUAGACAUAAGGCGUCUGGUGAAGAAAACACACAAGGGUGAAUUUCAAGUGGAGGUUGAACAGGAUGAUGGUGUCUCAGUGGAGGUAUCAGUUGGAUCAAGUUCGCUUGAUAGGGUUCAAUCAAAGAGCAAGGGAAGAAAAGCUCACCCCUCCGCCAAAGCUGAUGAAAUCAAAGACAGACGAGACGUAGCUGAGAAGAGUGGUUCAGAAAAUCAAGAUCCAUCAUGUAGCCUUACCAUUCCAAAUGAUGGGACAGAUUUAAUGCAAGGUCUGAUGGUUGAUGAAUUCAAGGAUGCAGAAUUCCUUCCUCCUAUUGUCUCCCUUGAUGAGUUCAUGGAAUCUCUUGAUUCAGAACCUCCAUUUGAGAAUUUACCUGAGGAUGGUGGGAAGAAGUCGACGGCCUCAGGCAAGGGAAGCUCAAGGGUUGGCCGUGAAGAUAAGGCAUCUAAUCUAGCUUCUAAAGAGCCAGAGGACACAGUCCCACAACAGUCUGAUAAGAUGGAUGGUAAAAACACUGAAUCUGAACUGAAGUUGAAAUCAAGGGGAAGUCCUGUGGUAGAACCAAAACCUUCUCCUCCAACUGCUGCAUCUAAAGGUGAUAUGGUCUGGGAAGGGGUCCUUCAGCUUAAUGUAUCAGCGAUGGUAACAGUCACUGGAUUUUAUAAAAGUGGUGAGAAAACAUCAACAAAAGAGUGGCCAAUUUCCCUUGAGAUAAAAGGCAGAGUCAGACUGGAUGCGUUCGAGAAAUUUAUUCAAGAGCUUCACAUGUCUAGAAGCCGUGCAGUGAUGGUUGUUCACUUUGCUUUGAAGGAGGAGGGAUCUUCAGACGGCGACCAUGCAAAUCUAACCGAGGCUGUUCAUUCUUACGUUUUGGACGAGAGAUUGGGCUACGCCGAGCCAGCCCCCGCCGUUGAGCUCUAUUUCUGCCCUCCCCACCAAAAAACACUCGAAAUGCUUAGCAAACACCUCCCCAAGGACCACACGGACCUCCUUAAUUCUAUAGACAAUGGCCUAAUUGGCAUCGUUGUAUUCAGAAGAGCUCAUUUAAGUUCCGCUUUCUCCCCCACUUCGCACCACAAACACGGCUCCAAAAGGCACCAGCCCUUCGCGUCUAGGCGACACCAAGACAAAUACUUGACUAUGAAUGCAGACUAUACAUCUUCCCCCACCCCACCUGCCAAAUCUCAACCACCCGUAGAGGAUGAUGACAACGACGACGAUAUUCCUCCCGGGUUUGGCCCUGCUGCUGCCCGGGAUGAGGAUGACCUCCCAGAGUUUACAUUCACCGGCCCCUCCAAUCCCCAUCCGUCCCGGGGGCGCCCGGGCGUGGGUCCUUUGAACCGAGCCUCCUUGGCUCCGAGGCCUGUAGAGAAAAUUAGAGAGCUUAUACACAAAUAUGGGCAGCCUGGGAACAAUCCCGUUCCCACUCCGGGGAAUGUUGGGGCUGGGCUAAGGACGUGGGAUGAUGACGACGACGAUGAUAUCCCAGAGUGGCAGCCCCAGCCCCAGCCCCAGCCUCACAUUGCUUUGCAACCUCCCCGGCCUCCCGUCCAUGACUUCCGGCAGUCACUGCCGCAUUACGCUAACCAACUUCCGGGGGUAGCAAUGCCAGUGCAGACUCCGGUUAACAUGGUACAAAGUAGAGGUCCGGGCUGGCAGCAGCAGGGUGGUAGGUGGGUGCAGCCGCCGGGUCCCCACCCCCUACAGCAUGGCAAUUUAGUUGGCCAGACCGGCGGUAGACAGUUCGUUGGAGCUUCGCCGGUGCUGCCGGCAGGGCAGUCCGGCAUGGAGUGGAGACGAAGCAGGGGUUUUUGAUCUCUCUAAUGUAUUUGUACAUAACUUAGUUUUUCCUUUUUUUUUUUCCUCUAAAGAUACGUGCUGUUCUGUUACUAUGGAUCUCCUGUGGGCAUGGCAUCCGUUUGCUUGUAAAUCUUUUAGAAUCAGUUCCAACGUUUUGACAUCUUUAUAAUCUGACAAUAUAAUUUCCACCCGUUGGGAAUAA
Messenger RNA from Diospyros lotus (date-plum), 3840 nucleotides. RefSeq lists its product as uncharacterized. The record is from RefSeq and is a predicted model, not a curated record. The transcript has 6 exons. Gene Ontology annotation, cellular component: nucleus. The coding region runs from base 381 to 3653 and encodes 1090 amino acids. Lineage: Eukaryota; Viridiplantae; Streptophyta; Magnoliopsida; Ericales; Ebenaceae. Gene Ontology annotation, biological process: DNA-templated transcription.